GGAUUUUCCAUUUUCUGUCGAGUCAAGCGCUUCAUCUUAGCAAAUGAAGGGGAAAUAACGAUGAAAUCGACGUCAAAUCCCGUAUUUUCAGAAGUCAACGAAAGGGAGAGGAUCCCCAUACCGUGAAUUUCUCGAUGUCCAAAACUGCAAUUACGAUCGCACAUUGUAGUUGCAAAGCAGGGGUGCACGCAGCAGGAUCACGUGACUUUGUUGGGUUCCCAAUGAAACGUUUAAGGAUGUAAACACACAGACUUCUACGAAAAACCCGAAAACGGAUGACGAAUGUUGAAGUAUAAGUUAUGACAAAUUUACUAUUAUGAGUAUAGAAAUAGUGUCAUAAACAACUCCCUACGAUUGAAAAGCAAAUAUGGCUGGAGAGGUACCGCCGGUAGGCAUCGUCGUUCUUGGACGUAAACAUGUAGGAAAAACAAGUUUAAUCAAAGCUCUAUGUGGAUUGAAACAACACUUGGAAUGCGCUUCUUCCAGUGUGGAGCCAGUGUUAUACCCAUAUCCGAAAAACAAGGCGAUUGUUUUUUGGGACUUUCCUCCCUUUGGAAGCGACGAUGUAUCCAAUGAUGCAUCCACGGCUAGUGUCAAAGGAAUUAAAUUAGAUACCGAACUUUACGAAUGUGCUUUGCUUGUGUGCGACGAUGAACUCGCCGAGUUAGAUAAAUCAAUGCUCGAACAGGUUUUUAAGUUGAAAUUUAAAAGAGUAGUAAUUGUUCGUAAUAAAGUGAACGCUAGUAUAGAAUAUGAUCGCACUCGGUGUCUAGAGAACCACAGCCCCGAUCACGUGUUUUCUCAGUGCAUAUAUGGCACAGAAGAGUAUUUUGAAGCUUAUAAGCCUGACAAAAUCUUUGUGUUGGACACGUUUGACACAGACAAGUUCCAGUUCAAUGACCUUGACAUCUAUCUUCAAAGCGGCGCUGGCUAUAACAGAGCAAAUCCUGACCGAUCGUUGAGGCAGAAAAAGUCGGGAGGUAAACGGAGAAUAUCCUAUCAGGGCGAUGAUAUGUACCAGCCCGCCAAGAGAGACGACGUCUUCUCCGUCGAACAGCCCGCUAUGCUCACCAGAGCAGACGGACGUGCUUGCCGCACCACCGAGGACACUGAAGGCAAUGACGCAACGCGUUAUGAUGCAGGCACGAGCCUCGACUUUAGUAAAUGGAAAGAUGACAUUAGUGACUUAACAGCUGACGAAGACGAAUUAAAAAGUUUCAUUCUAGAUUUCAAUCAGUCUUCUCCAAGCAAGAGGCGAGAUCUGAUCAGAAGAACUCGAGAUGACCUAGCACGAUGGGAGACAGAAACACUAAACAUAGCUGUUACGGGUAAUGCUGGAGUCGGCAAAUCAAGCUUUAUUAACGCUAUUCGAGACGUCAAACCAAAUGAAGAUGGUUGGGCACGCGUUGAUGUCGUUGAAGGAACCAUGCAUCCAACACAAUAUAACCAUCCCGUCUUUCCGAAUAUAUUUCUAUGGGAUCUUCCGGGCGUUGGUACAGAACGUUUCAGACGAGAUACGUACAUGGACCAGGUUGAAUUUGAAAGGUACGACUUCUACAUUAUUGUUUGCGCAGGACGUUUUACCGAGAAUGACCUAUGGCUCGCCGAAACGAUACGUCAAAAGGAAAAAACGUUCUUCUUUGUCCGCACGAAAGUUCAGCAAGACAUCGAUAAUGCCAGGCGAGUCUACUCUGGACCACCGGUUUUCGACGAAAACUUCGUUCUAAGAAAAAUACGGUGGAAUUGUUUAGAUAGUUUACCAACAUCUCGGCGUGGAGAAGUUUUCCUCAUCGACAAUUACGAACCACACCUGUACGACUUUGGGAAGCUGGCAAUGGCUAUCAUACACCAUUCACCGCCGGAGAAGAGACAGGUGGCAACGUUUGGGACGUGUCUUUUGACCGAGGAUGUCAUCAAGGCAAAGGAAGAAGAACUAAACAAGCGAAUCUUAAAAACCGCCCUGAUGGUUGCCGUAACGGAUGUGUCUCCCAUUGAUGUGUUUGGCAUUUCUUCAACAGAUGAAUAUCUUCUUACAGAGGCACAUUUCUAUCGGGAGCAGUUUCAGCUAACAGAUGCGCACUUAGAGAAAUACGCUGCAGAUGAAGGUAAAACGAAACAAGAAUUUGUAGAGUUCAUGCAACUUAAGUCGACAAUACUUAGCCAAAGUGCUAAGAUACCGAUGUUUAUUGAAAUGCUAUGCCCCUCCAAGAUUAAAGAUAUUGUGCUUCCCGUUGUGACGACCUUGGCUUCCGGUGCAGUCUCGUUUGGAAUAGCGAUGAAGUUUCUGAGUGUUGCUUUGAAUGCUGCCGUUGAAGACGCGAGAAAAAUAAGGUCCAUAAAAUCAGACAAUGUAUAGGAUCCAGUUUAACUAAAAGAUAUUCAUUUACGAUUGCGAGAUCUUAUAGCAAAAUUGUUUCAUAUCCAUUAUUACAACGAUGUACGUUGAACGAUAUACACCAAUGAUGAAUACACAUUUUCAAAGAAGUAUUUUGUGUAACAGUUGUUAUGUGAUGCUUGGGCAUAGAUUCGAUGGACUGUUAAAAACGGUCUGUGACAGAGUGUAUAAUUAAAAAAACACCAUUAAGUUUUUUUUUUCUUUUUCAAAGUUUGAAAACUGUAAAGUUUUGAGUAAAUACAAACGGGAAGAUACCUUGCAAAAAGGGAAAACGAGCUUUCUGCAUACGUAAUGGUAUAAAAGAGGAAAUCAAUGCUGUGAGGUAGUUAAGAUUUAGAACACGACAUAUGAAUGGAUGUUCAUAUGGAUAUUCCUGUUUAUUAUAUUGGUACAAAAAGAACGUUUCAAAGUACAGUUAUUGAAUUUUUGAUUUGUGAAACCCAUUUCUGUUCAAUACAUAUGAAGUAUAUUUUGAUGGAUAUAUGUUUUAAUUUCAUGUGCGAAAAAUGUUAAGCACCAAGGAAUGUUCAACUUCAAAUCAUUUACCAUUACAAUAUUUAUUAUUUGGCAAAGCAUAUUCGAAUUGUAUUCAUACAUGAAAUGUAUGUUUUCAUGCUAUAGAGAUAUGAAAAAGAUGCUGAAUGUUCAAAAGUCAAUUAUUUAUUUUUCGUCACAUUGCAUGGUCAAAAUUGAGUUACGGAAGAAUACAAUGACAUUGUAUGAUCAUAUUGUUUAAUAACUGGCUUGAAAAGCUUGUUAAAAAUAUGUAUUUAGUAAUGUCUUCGAACUAAAAUUAUAUUUAACAUAAUAAAGUGUCAUGUCAUGGUCACGUUUAAUACUUUGAUUUGUUUGGUGGAUGCUUAUAAUCAUUUCAUUUAAAGCCACACACCUUGAAAUGAAAUACAUGGCAUAGUAAAUUUAAGUAUAAAUAAGAAACAUAUUGUAUCUAUGCCAUUUAGAAUAUAUCUGGUUGUUACAAUGUAGAAAUCCGUCUCUUUUUCGCUUUCAAACUUAAAAAUAAUCGCGUUUGUCGAAGUGGACGUAUACGUCUAGAAAUCCUUCUUUCGGUUUUAACAGCGGUACCGUUUGAAAAAUAAUAAACUACUGGCUAACUAAGCUAUAGAUUUAAUUUUAUCUUUCUCAAUUAGAAUAUAUCUGGUGAUUACAAGGUAGAAAUCCGUCUUUUUGCGCUGUAAAACUUAUCGCGUUUGUCAAAAUGUAUGUAUACGUAUUGAAAUCCUACUUUCGGUUUUAAAAUGUAAACAAAUAAUAAAUUACUUGCCAACUAGGAUAUAGAUUUAAUGGCAAUUUUGCACACUUUCAAAUUGCAUCUAUAUGUAUUGAUUAACGUGUACUUCUUUUCAAGGUGUGUAGCUUUAAAUAUUUAAUAUUGUUUUAUGUUGAAAGACAUUUCAUACAGUUGUUAAAUGAUAUUGUGGGGUUUAGUACAUAUCCGAGAUUUGUUAUGUGCUAUUUGAGUUAUUUAUAUACUUUAUACGUUCUGAAGUGAAAUUUUAUAUUAAUAAUCAUAUAAAUAGCGGUAUGUGCUCUAAAUAUAUUCAAUUAUGUGUAUAUUCAAUUUGCUUGUUUGAUGUGUAUUGCUGUUUUCAUUGUUAUGUAAAUAUAACAAUUUGUAUCAUUUAAGGCGCUAUUUAAACCCUUAGUAACCUCUUUCUCUUGUUAUUACCACUCAUGUUGUGUUCGUUGUUCUUUUUUCUUAUGUUUUAUCAGAUUGUUUUAUUUUCUGUCUUAUAAUUGUUUAUUUGUCGCCAAAAUGCAUGUUAGUUUAGUGUAUAACGUGGCCUGAGAGACAUAAUAAUGACAAGUUCUGUUCAGUGACAUUCAUGAUGAAUUGAUUAAUUGCUGUGUUUAGUGAUUUGUAUGUAUGCAUUAAUAAUUGUAUUAAGUUUUGAAGUGGCAUUGCUUGUUCAGAAAAUUAAUUUAAUGAAUUGAAAAGUGAAUGCACAUGUUCUAGCCUAGAUAAAUAACGGUGUUUUAGUUGCUCGUCAUAAUCGCUGACUGUUUAACACAUAUCAUUUAAUUAUAUUAAAUUUGAUUUCGAACAAUAUGAAACAUAGAUGGAUCAUGACAUUGAUUAUAAUCGUAAUAAGUAUCAUAAAAUUAUAUGCAAUACAUAAUGUGAUUUUCUGUACUCAAAGUGUGUGCAACAUAUGAUAUAUAUAUUACUUGUAAUUAAUAUGAUUCAAUCUACACACACUGUGCAAUAUGUGUAUAUUUAAUGAUGUCCUCUGUAUUAUUCAGUGUACUCACGUGUAUUGUGAACUUAUAUCAUUUACGUGAUGACUAUUAUAAGUAUUAUAUCAACAUAUAUUAUCUAAAGUUUUAUUAAAUUCUCAAAGAGAAUCGUUCAGUUAUUUUAUUGUGCUUUCUUUAUUUAUCUACAAAACAGAAAAUAGGGUAUAUAUUAUUUUUAUGAUACAUGUAUGAUUGUAUCAGAUGUUUUGCAUGGAAACAUUUUUUGUUAGAAUACAUAACCCCAAACUGUGCUUUGACAAUAUUAGGUUUAAAUUUAUUUGUUCCAAAUGUUUUUAUUGUAUUUUCAGUUUUCCGAAAUCCAUAGUUUUUCUUGUUAUUAUUUUUAUGCAUUAUAUACGUCCAAAGAAUGUUCCGUUCUUAAACUUCUUACAUCAAAGUAUACACUUUUGCAAAGUUCUUAAAUGAAUAUAAGUAAGGACACGUGCUUUUUGUUAAUUAAAUCUGAAACACAUUUACAAUGCGAAUUACGUGACUUAUUUUGGCAAGGUGACCUAAUGUACAUUAUGAUAUUAAACAAAAUAUAUUUCAAUCAAGUGAUUUUUAUUUUGAACGUAGGUUAUAUCUUGUGGUGUUUGUUUAUGUUUUCAAUUCGCGUUUUUUUUCUUUUUUAUGUAAGUACUCAUUUUUCUGACGACACUGAAGCAUUGAUUGAAAUAACCGUAGCCUAUAUUGUUUACUCUUUUUUGCUCACCUGAUUGCCCAGGUGAGCUUUUCUCACCGGUCUUUGUCCGUCGUAUGUCCGUCCGUCCGUCCGUAAACAUUUGCUUGUAAACACUCUAGAGGCCACAUUUCUUGUCCCAUCUUCAUGAAACUUGGUCAGAAGCUUUAUCCCAAUAAAAUCUCGGCCGAGUUCGAAACUGGGUUGUGCCGGGUCAAAAACUAGGUCACUAGGUAAAAAAAAGAAAAACCUUUAACACUGUAGAAGUCACAUUUUUUGUUCAAUCUUCAUUUAACUUUGUCAAAAUGUUUGUCUUAAUGAUAUCUUGAUUGAGUUCAAAAGUGGUUCCUGUGUGUUGAAAAACAUGGCCGCCAGUGGGCGGGGCAGUUUUCCUUUUUCGGCUAUAGAGAAACCUUGUAAACACUCUAGAAGUCACAAUUUUUGCCCAAUCAUCAUGAAAGUUGGUCAAAACAUUGGUUUUAUUGAUUUCUUGGACGAGUUCAAAAAUGGUACAGAUCGGCGAAAAAACAUGGCGGGGCAGUUUUCUCUAUAUGUAUAUAGUGAAAACAUGGGAACACUCUAGAAGUCACAGUUUUGGUCCAAUGUUCAUGAAAUUUUGUCAGAACAUGUGUUUUUUUGGAUAUAACAGUUGAGUUUGAAAAUGGUUUUGAUCGGUAAAAAAGCAUGGCCGCUGGGGGGGGGGGGGUCAUUUUUUUUAUAUUUAUCUAGUAAUAACAGCUUUUGAACACUAUAUAGUUUAUCAUGUCAAGGGAAGUAACUGCAAAUAAAAAUUAUGUUGAAUUGACAGAGUUGUCUCCCUUUUAAAAAUAUUUGUUUUAAGCACAAGAAGAUUAAGUGGAAUUAAUUAUAAAUGAUAGUUUUACAUUCUGGAAGAUACAUGUAGCAAACUUCUGAAUAUGUUUUUUAUUGUUUGAUAAUUCUGUACAAUAUGGCAUUCCUUUGUCAAACAAUUAAAGCAAGACUAUAUGAUUUUUAUAUGUGUUAAAUUGUAAUAUAUUGAUAAAUACAUGUUACAAUAACACAAAAUAGGCAAGAUAUUGAAGACGAAUUUCAUAAAAUGCAGCAAAGACAAAUUAGUUCCCCGAGCUGGUGGUGACGAAGAUAUUUCGUACAUAUUGCCCUACAAUAACCGAAGAAUUCGUCGUUUUAUUAGGAUCGGAGUUAGUGUUCGUGUGUCGAAUGAAUAGACAUCGCUUCAGGAAUUUAAAAACAACCAUUAAACUAAAUUAAGAUUCACAUCGUAUAUGCAUGAUAUACAUUCUGGCGAAUUCGACUGUACAGGCAUUUUCAAUUUCAGAAUUAAAUAUCUCGCUUAUUUCGCAUUUUUCGACACAUGUUCUUCUUAAGUUUUAUUUUAAAUUAUAUUGAAAUGUAUGACCUUGUUAACACUUUAGAGGUCACAUUAUUUUCCGAUCAUCAUGAAACAUGGUCUGAAGAUUUGUCCCAAUGAUAUCUUGGAACAUGGCUGCUGGGAGGGGGGCAGUUUUCUCAUUAUGCCCCCCCCCCUUUCGAAGAAGAGGGGUUAUAUUGUUUGUCUCAUGUCGGUCUGUCCGUCCACCAGAUGGUUUCCGGAUGAUAACUCAAGAGCGCUUAUGCCAAGGAUCAUGAAACUUCAUAGGUACAUUGAUCCUGACUCGCAGAUGACUCCUAUUGAUUUUCAGGUCACUAGGUCAAAGGUCAAGGUCACGAUGACCCGAAAUAUUAAAAUGGUUUCCGGAUGAUAACUCAAGAACGCUCAUGCCUAGGAUCAUGAAACUUCAAAGAUACAUUGAUCAUGACUCGCAGAUGACCCCUAUUGAUUUUCAGGUCACUAGGUCAAAGGUCAAGGUCACGGUGACCCAAAGCAGUAAAAUGGUUUCCGGAUGAUAACUAAAGGACGCUAAUGUGCCUCGGAUCAUGAAACUUCAUAGAUACAUUGAUCAUGACUUGCAGAUAACCCCUAUUGAUUUUCAGGUCACUAGGUCAAAGGUCAAGGUCACGAUGACCCGAAAUAGUAAAAUGGUUUCCGGAUGAUAACUCAAGAACGCUUAGGCCUAGGAUCAUGAAACUUCAUAGGUACAUUGAUCAUGACUCGCAGAUGACCCCUAUUGAUUUUCAGGUCACUAGGUCAAAGGUCAAGGUCACGGUGACCCGAAAUAGUAAAAUGGUUUCCAGAUGAUAACUCAAGAACGCUUAUGUCUAGGAUCAUGAAACUUCAUAGGUACAUUAAUCAUGAUUCGAAGAUGACCCCUAUUGAUUUUCAGGUCACUAGGUCAAAGGUCAAGGUCACGGUGACCUGAAAUAGUAAAAUGGUUUCCAGAUGAUAACUCAAGAACGCUUAUGCCUAGGAUCAUGAAACUUCAUAGGUUCAAUGAUCAUGACUCGCAGAUGACCCCUAUUGAUAUACAGGUCACUAGGUUAAAGGUCAAUGUCACGGUGACCUGAAAUAGUAAAAUGGUUUUUGGAUGAUAACUUAAGAACGCUUAUGCCUAGGUUCAUGAACAUUCAUAGGUAAAUUGAUCAUGACUCGCAGAUGACCCCUAUUGAUUAUCAGGUCAGAAGGUCAAAGGUCAAGGUCACAGUGCCAAAAAAAGUAUUCACACAAUGGCUGUCAAGGUCACAGUGACUCAACUUAGAAAAAUGGUUUCCGGAUGAUAACUCAAGAAUGCUAACGCCUAGGAUCAUGAAACUUCAUAGGCACAAUGAUCAUGACUCGCAGAUGAAAUAAUGAUGAAACUUGACCAGGAUGUUUGUCUGGACAAUAUCUAGGUCAAGUUUGACAUUUGGUAAAGAUUGAAUGAACCGACUCCUCUCAGGUGAGCGAACUAGGGCCAUCUUGGCCCUCUUGUUAUAUUAUAUGUAGCAUUUCAGAUGUAGCCGUCUUUAGUAUAGCCCUUUGUGACAAUGCAGUAUUAACUUUAUCGUGUUUCCGUUUCGUGUAUUUAUUGGGUUCGGGUUCAUAUGUAUAUACGGUUUGUUCAAUAUUCUUCGGCAUUAUAUUAGUUACUUUUCUUUUCGGGUUCUUGUUUUGUUAUGGUGGGUGUUAAUGUGUUUUCGCCUUAGCACAUGUCUUUAAUAUUAUUAAUUACCUCUGAUUACGUCAUUGUUUUAUGUUCAUGUAUGCUAUUUAAAUACUAGUAUAUAGUUUGAUUUCUGUUUCUGUUUUUGUAAUAUCAGGGUUCCUGAUUGGUAUAUUUUGAAUAGUCUUUUAUUGCCCAUCUUGUUGCAUACACCAUAAAUAAUUAAACACGAUUUUAUAAACAAACUUCCUUAUACCAUUAAAUGAAACGUAAGUUCUCAGUAUUGCAAAUGUUUUGAUCAUUUAGCGCAUACGAUUUUAUUGUCAACGUUUUUUUUCGUAGCGUAAACGAGCAGGUGCAUAUAAUCGAGGAAUUUUAAAUCCAAUUAACUAAUGUUGUAAUGGUACCAUAACUCAAAUGAACUUGAAAUUCAUAACAAUCCUUUUACGCCGUAUCCGACACAGUUACUCGCAUUUAUUACAGAAACAAACUGUUUUUCACUCUCUGAUCACUACGGCCAUUUCCGGGAGGCGAAAAGUUUAUCUCAGCUUUUCAAAAAUAGGACUGUUUUAUUUUUUUUUAAAGAUCCUAAACACACUCUUGAGAGAGACAAGUGUAAGAUAACAGAUUGCAUUGUUAGUCUCAUGAUUUUUGCAUAAUAUUAUCAAUAGCAUCAUCUGCAAAUUCCUUGCAAUUUGUUAAUUUCCUAUUUGUUUCAUGUGAUCAAGUCCUACUUCAUUAAAGAAGAUAUUAUUUUAAAUGUCCAAAAUUUAUUUUUGUAUUUUCUCGUGACCAUGACGAAUGUAUGAAGAUCACGGUUUUCCAUGUUUGUUAUUCGUUUACAUUUUUAUCAACUCUUGAUAUUUUGCCAUGCCCUUAUAAUUGGGAAAUACUGUUGCUUUUGUUUGAAAAAAACAUUUUGUUGUCAUUGUAUAACAUGGAGUUUGUUAAUAAAGUUGAUGAAAGUGCGUUUCAGAAACAGCAUGUCAGUGAGUGUUAUGUUUUGCAUGCCUGUUUUUCGCACUACAAUUAUGUGCAACUCUGGUCAGGAAGAAAUAUUUUGUACCUGUUUUAUUCAAUGUAAAUGUUUAAUUUAAUUAUUAUGUGUUUUGUAAUAUCAUAACGCUACAAAGCCUGACUUAAACAAGAACUGGACAUACUUGUACAUACCAAAUCUUUCAUGCCUCUUCAUCUUUAGUUCUAUUUGAUUGAAGUGUGUUCCUACAUGCAUGUAUCAUAAUUUAAUACAUAGUGCCGUUCAUAAAGUCAUGUAAUCUU
Molecule: messenger RNA, 9628 nt
Organism: Dreissena polymorpha
Lineage: Eukaryota; Metazoa; Mollusca; Bivalvia; Myida; Dreissenidae
Product: interferon-inducible GTPase 5-like
Exons: 6
Coding region: 368-2356 (662 amino acids)
Cellular component (GO): membrane
Molecular function (GO): GTP binding
Source: RefSeq, a predicted model, not a curated record